Setaria italica (foxtail millet) is the source of this 1630-nucleotide messenger RNA. Its product is annotated as UDP-xylose transporter 1. The record is from RefSeq and is a predicted model, not a curated record. The transcript is spliced from 9 exons. Lineage: Eukaryota; Viridiplantae; Streptophyta; Magnoliopsida; Poales; Poaceae. Gene Ontology annotation, cellular component: Golgi apparatus. Gene Ontology annotation, molecular function: UDP-xylose transmembrane transporter activity; antiporter activity. Bases 427 to 1452 code for a protein of 341 amino acids.
CUCGCCGUUCUCCUCUCCUUCCUCCGAGGCGCUACCGCACAGGUUCAGCGCCAUUAGAGGCCACGCCUCCCUCCAUUCCUUCAAUACAAACAGGAGGAGGUAGCAACAGAGAGGGAGGAGCGAGCAGUCUAGCACCUGUUGAUUGGAAAGAUUACGUCAAUUUGAAGUGGCGGGAGCCGUGAAAACAUUGAAUUGCGUUUUCGGUUGGGUUUUUUCGAAUUCAGCUGUCCUGCUCCUCUAACUUUUUUGAUGGAUUGCUUGGUUGGAGUGCAUUUGGCUGCAAGCUGGGUGCCCAAGGAUCAUGCUGUGAUGCAAAGCAAGCAAUGAACCGAGUGGUCAGGCCAUCCAACUUGCAUUAACGGUUCAGGUAGCAGAUUCAGAGUUCUCAACUGACUGACAAGGCAACAGAUACAGCAGCUGGCCAAGAUGACCGCCGGUUUCCAGCUCGGUGUGAUUGGGUCUCUCACGCUCUCCGUCGCAUCGUCGGUCGCCAUUGUCAUCUGCAACAAAGCCCUCAUCAGCACCCUAGGGUUUCCAUUUGCUACAACAUUGACAAGCUGGCACCUGAUGGUGACCUUCUGCACCCUUCACGUUGCGCAGCGCUUGCGCUUUUUUGAGCCCAAGGCAAUUGAUGGACAGACGGUAGUUUUGUUCGGGUUGCUGAAUGGAACCUCAAUUGGCCUUCUCAAUCUUAGUUUAGGAUUCAACUCCAUCGGGUUCUACCAGAUGACAAAGCUGGCCAUCAUACCUUUCACAGUGCUGUUGGAGACUAUAUUCCUGAAGAAAAGAUUCAGUGAGACUAUCAAGUUCUCUCUACUGGUCUUGCUACUUGGAGUUGGAAUUGCUUCAGUCACCGACCUGAACCUAAAUUUUCUUGGGUCUAUCCUUUCUGGACUCGCCAUCGCCACGACUUGUGUUGGACAGAUUCUCACAAACACAAUACAGAGGAAGCUGAAGGUCUCCUCCACGCAGCUCCUGUACCAAUCCGCGCCUUACCAAGCAGCCAUCCUGUUCGCCACCGGCCCCUUCGUGGAUCAGCUCCUCACCGACCGCAGCGUCUUCGCCCACAAGUACACUUUCCCAGUUGUGGGUUUCAUCGUGCUGUCGUGCCUGAUCGCGGUGUCGGUGAACUUCAGCACGUUCCUGGUGAUCGGGACGACGUCGCCGGUGACGUACCAGGUGCUGGGCCACCUCAAGACGUGCCUGGUGCUGUCGUUCGGUUACACGCUGCUGCACGACCCCUUCACCGUGCGCAACAUCCUGGGCAUCCUCGUCGCCAUCUUUGGCAUGGCGCUCUACUCCUACUUCUCGGUGCGCGAGGGCAAGAAGAAGUCCGCGGGCGACGCCCUCCCGGUGUCACAGAUGCCGGACAAGGAGACGGAGCCGCUGCUGGUGUCGGCCAAGGACGGCAGCGACGCCAAGAAGGCCAACGGCGUAGCUCACGACUGCUAGAUGUUUCUUUCUCUCGUUUGUAGCUUAGCCCAGCACCAGCUCUAUCUAGUUUUACUAUGCGCUGUUCUGAAUCUGAGGUCGGGGAAGCAAAAUCCCUUUCGUUUCGUAUUACAGAAGUGGGACGCGUUGUACAAUUUGAUGCAGCAGUUCUCAGAUCGAUGAUUUCCCUCUCUUUAAA